CAAAAGAUGGCUGAAGGAAGAAGGGUCUUGGCGAGCCUGUUGCUGGCAGCUACGCUGUGCUGCGGGCUGGUGGCCUCUUCGUGCCCCUGCAGCGUCCCCUCCCUCUGCGAGCCCAUCAAGGGGGUGCGCGACAAAGAGGUGCUAGGUUUUGUGACGUCAGAAACCAACUGGCCGGGCUACAACUGGACUCUGCUCACGACCGUGGCUCUCUUCACGGGAAUGAACGACACGCUCCUCUGCUACGCCCACUCCAAGGGCGUCCGCGUGGUUCUCUCGGCGAACUACGACACCAGCAAACUGAACGAUCCCUCCAGCGUCAAAGAGUGGAUUGACAAUAACCUGAAGGCGGUGCAGUCUCAGUUUGCAGACGGUCUCAACAUCGACAUUGAGGGCGAGCUCCGAACAGUACCGAGCAGCAGGAGCUACUCACCCAACUAGUGAGAGACACUGUUGCCGCGUUCAAGAGUGCCAACGACGACUACCAGGUGACGUUCGACGUCGCCUGGUCCCCAGACUGCAUCGACGGACGCUGCUACGACUAUGUCGCAAUCGCCGCUGCUGUCGAUUUUGUCGUGGUGAUGUCGUACGACGAACGGAGCCAGAUACUCGGGGCCUGUACGGCCAGUGCAAACUCUGCUCUACCCACGACCAUCGUCGGUCUCCAUGGAUACACACAACUGGGAAUUCCCCCCGAGAAACUGGUUUUAGGUCUCCCGUGGUACGGCUAUGACUACCCCUGUCUCUCCCUAACAGACGAUAGUGUCUGCACCAUACCCAAAGUCCCAUUUCGCGGAGUUAACUGUAGCGAUGCGGCAGGGACGCAACGACCGUACAAUGAGAUCGUGAGACUCAUUCAGGCAUCGGUGUCGUUUGUGCAGUGGAACGCGUCACUCGAAUCCCCGUUUUUCAAUUACAGGGCAACGAGCGGGGAGUACCACCAAGUCUGGUUUGACGAUACCGAAAGCCUGUCGCUCAAGUACGACUACGCCGCACGGGUCGGUCUCUACGGGCUGGCCUUUUGGAAUAUUGACUCGCUCGACUACAACGGCACCCAGUACGAUGAUUUUCUCACGAGGGAAAUGUGGGAGACAAUUCUUGUGUUUUUCGAUGUGUAGUAUAAAAACUUUACCCUGUAUCUCUUGACAAUACUGAGACUGUAUGUAGUUCUGUGCAAGAAAAUUGAUUUUCUCAACAACA
This is a messenger RNA of Geodia barretti, 1197 nucleotides long. The record is from the annotation of a GenBank genome assembly. NCBI's taxonomy places the organism in Eukaryota, Metazoa, Porifera, Demospongiae, Tetractinellida, Geodiidae.